Mirounga angustirostris (Northern elephant seal) is the source of this 8903-nucleotide messenger RNA. It is a transcript of the gene GPHN, whose product is annotated as gephyrin. The transcript is spliced from 25 exons. The coding region runs from base 853 to 3282 and encodes 809 amino acids. Lineage: Eukaryota; Metazoa; Chordata; Mammalia; Carnivora; Phocidae. Gene Ontology annotation, molecular function: molybdopterin molybdotransferase activity. Gene Ontology annotation, cellular component: dendrite; postsynaptic specialization; cytosol. Gene Ontology annotation, biological process: gamma-aminobutyric acid receptor clustering; glycine receptor clustering; Mo-molybdopterin cofactor biosynthetic process. The record is from RefSeq and is a predicted model, not a curated record.
CGGUCUUAGCGGCCACUGUUCUGCCACCAAGUAGCUUUCUAAGCCACUUCCAGAGGCCCUGGCGCUUUCAGAGGGUCGGCUGGUCGCGCCCCAGGGCUCGAGGAGAGGCCCCGCGUGCGGAGUCCUUUCCUCGUCCCCUUGGGAGAGCGGCUCAGCGGCCCCGAGAGCUGCCCCAGGGCUCUAACGACGAGGCGCUGGCUCGGCAGGGGAUUGCUUCUGUCUGAGGCUCGGUCGAGGCUGCGUUCUUGUCUCGCGGGCACCCGCUCCGCGUUCUCCAGCCAAUCCCGCGCUACUCGCGCGCCUAAGAGCGUUCCCCGGUUCUUUUCGGGCUGGGCCGCCUCCUUCCCGCUCCCAGUACUCCGCAACCGGGCUCUCACACCUCCCCUCACUCUCCACGAGUUCCACGCCUCGCGGUGUAGCUCCGCCCCUAUCCCCGAGUCCGCCCCCGCAACCGUCCGAGCGUGUGCACUCCUUUCCCUUCCCUCUCCUGCUGUCUAGCCGGUCUGGCUCUCGGGCUUCUCAGAGCGGUCUGGGUCUCAACGGCCUCACUCGGACGCCUCCGCGCGCUCUCCCCCCGCGGCCCCCACCCGCAGCUAGCCGCCUCCGACCUGGACUCGGGGUCGCGCGCCCUGACUCCGCCCCCCCACUCAGCGGACUCGCGCACUCCCGGCCCGGCCUCUACCCCGCGCAGGCCGCGGAAAGCCUGGCCGCCUCCCCCUCCUUCUCCGGUCGCUGCGAGCUCCCCGGGCGCUCUAGCUCUCGCGCUCUCCGAGGCGAGCGCGCUCCCGGCCCGCGCGCUCCGGGCUCCGGCUUCUCCCGGCUCCUGUCAGUGCGGUGACUGCGCUGGGAAACAUGGCGACCGAGGGAAUGAUCCUCACUAACCACGACCAUCAAAUCCGUGUCGGAGUCCUCACAGUGAGUGAUAGUUGCUUCAGGAAUCUUGCAGAAGAUCGCAGUGGGAUAAAUCUCAAAGAUCUCGUACAAGAUCCUUCUUUGUUGGGUGGGACUAUAUCAGCAUACAAGAUAGUACCAGAUGAAAUAGAAGAAAUCAAGGAAACCCUGAUAGAUUGGUGCGAUGAAAAGGAACUUAACUUGAUAUUAACAACUGGAGGAACAGGGUUUGCACCACGAGAUGUCACUCCAGAGAAAUUCCCAACAUUCCCAUUUUGUGGGCUCCAGAAAGGGGCCACAAAAGAAGUAAUAGAACGGGAAGCGCCAGGGAUGGCCCUGGCAAUGCUGAUGGGAUCACUUAAUGUUACACCUCUGGGCAUGCUCUCUAGGCCUGUAUGUGGAAUCAGAGGGAAAACCCUCAUAAUUAACCUGCCAGGUAGCAAGAAAGGAUCUCAGGAAUGCUUUCAGUUUAUACUGCCAGCUCUACCUCAUGCCAUUGACCUUUUACGUGAUGCCAUUGUAAAAGUAAAGGAAGUGCAUGAUGAACUUGAAGAUUUACCUUCCCCACCACCUCCUCUUUCCCCUCCUCCUACAACUAGCCCCCAUAAACAGACAGAAGACAAAGGGGUUCAAUGUGAGGAAGAGGAAGAAGAGAAGAAAGACAGUGGUGUUGCUUCAACAGAAGACAGUUCUUCAUCACAUAUAACCGCAGCAGCCAUUGCUGCCAAGAAGCAUCCAUUCUACACCAGUCCAGCUGUUAUCAUGGCACACGGUGAGCAGCCCAUUCCUGGUAUCAUCAAUUAUUCCCAUCAUGCAACAGGCAGUACAGAUGAACGGAUUCCAGACUCCAUCAUUUCUCGUGGCGUUCAGGUGCUCCCACGAGACACAGCCUCCCUCAGCACUACUCCUUCAGAAUCGCCUCGUGCUCAGGCUACAUCUCGCCUUUCUACAGCUUCCUGCCCAACACCAAAACAAAUUAGACGGCCGGAUGAAAGCAAAGGAGUUGCUAGUAGAGUUGGAUCCCUCAAAGUCCAGUCCAGGUGCAGCAGCAAGGAGAACAUUCUCAGAGCCAGUCACAGUGCUGUUGAUAUCACCAAGGUGGCUAGAAGACACCGCAUGUCUCCUUUUCCUCUAACGUCUAUGGACAAAGCUUUCAUCACAGUCCUGGAGAUGACUCCGGUGCUUGGGACAGAAAUCAUCAACUACCGAGAUGGAAUGGGGAGAGUCCUUGCUCAAGAUGUAUAUGCAAAAGACAACCUACCCCCCUUUCCAGCAUCAGUAAAAGAUGGCUAUGCUGUCCGAGCUGCUGAUGGUCCAGGAGAUCGUUUCAUCAUUGGGGAAUCCCAAGCUGGUGAGCAGCCGACUCAGACAGUAAUGCCAGGACAAGUCAUGCGGGUUACAACAGGUGCUCCAAUCCCCUGCGGUGCUGAUGCAGUAGUACAAGUAGAAGAUACCGAACUAAUCAGGGAGUCUGAUGAUGUACGUCAUCACCAGGGCACUGAGGAACUUGAAGUGCGAAUUCUGGUGCAAGCUCGACCAGGCCAAGAUAUCAGACCCAUCGGCCAUGACAUUAAAAGAGGGGAAUGCGUUUUGGCCAAAGGAACCCAUAUGGGCCCCUCAGAGAUUGGUCUUCUGGCAACUGUAGGUGUCACAGAGGUUGAAGUUAAUAAGUUUCCAGUUGUUGCAGUCAUGUCGACAGGGAAUGAGCUGCUAAAUCCCGAAGAUGACCUCUUACCAGGAAAGAUUCGAGACAGCAAUCGUUCAACCCUCUUAGCAACAAUUCAGGAACAUGGUUAUCCCACAAUCAACUUGGGAAUUGUAGGAGACAACCCAGAUGACUUACUCAAUGCCUUGAAUGAGGGUAUCAGUCGUGCUGAUGUCAUCAUUACAUCAGGGGGCGUGUCCAUGGGGGAAAAGGACUAUCUCAAGCAGGUGCUGGACAUUGAUCUUCAUGCUCAGAUCCAUUUUGGCAGGGUUUUUAUGAAACCCGGCCUGCCAACAACAUUUGCGACUUUGGAUAUUGAUGGUGUAAGAAAAAUAAUCUUUGCACUACCAGGGAAUCCUGUGUCAGCCGUGGUCACCUGCAAUCUCUUUGUUGUGCCUGCACUGAGAAAGAUGCAGGGCAUCUUGGAUCCUCGGCCAACCAUCAUCAAAGCCAGGUUAUCAUGUGAUGUAAAACUGGAUCCUCGCCCAGAAUACCAUCGGUGUAUAUUGACUUGGCAUCACCAAGAACCACUGCCUUGGGCACAGAGUACAGGUAAUCAGAUGAGCAGCCGUCUGAUGAGCAUGCGCAGUGCGAACGGGUUGCUGAUGCUACCUCCAAAGACAGAGCAGUAUGUGGAGCUCCACAAGGGCGAGGUGGUGGACGUCAUGGUCAUUGGACGGCUAUGAUGGUCACCAGAGCGAGAAAGCUUUGAUGCAUGUCCACAUAUCAUUGACUGUAUCCUGUAAUAUGCAACGGCACAGCUAGUUUUUCUGAUCUGGAUAAAAGUUGAUCUGUAUAGUCAACAUCUUGAACUAUAUUUCAAAAGAAUUUAAAUACACCUUUUAAAGAAAAAAACACCUAAAGAUAAAUCUUAACAGACAACUCUAUUCUGAUUAUAUCAAAGCAAAUUUUUCCUUUCUUGCAAAUUGCUUUGUGUGUUCAAUGCUAGGUCUGAUAGCGAUAGCUUUUAGUAGACAGCAGUAGGUGCCUGCAGAACUUGUGUUUUUCUCAUCUUUAAAAUACAACUAAUUAUGCUCUUAAUCAAGGCUGUCUGCUUAUUUAUACUAGUGUAGGCAACACUUGGAUUUCCCUUCUUAGUAUGCUUCAUAACCGUUUUUCAGAGAGCUUUUGCUUGUUCUUUAUCAUGUAUCUCGUGUUUAUGUGCACAGUGCCAACUGAAGAGUGACUGGGUGGGGAGGCCCUGCCCUGCCUCAGGGAGAACCCUACCCCGCAGAGCAUCCGGGAGGCCCCUCCCCAGUAGCCUCGAGGCACAGUACUCUUCGGCAGUAACUGGAUACCUUUUAUUUGAAUAAACAAACUGGGGGGAAAAAUGCUUCCUUAAGUGCUGACAGCCUUUUUAACCAAUACAUUUAAAAUUGUACAGAACAAAAAAUAAAAUCAAAGACUGAUCUUGUACAGAUAUUAGUGUUACCAGCAUUCAUGUGGAAAUCAAGAGCAAAGAAAAAAUGUUAAACAACUCUGUACCAUAACAUUUUCUGUAAUGAUACUGAAACUUAAUGAAUAAAAAAAAAAUCCUUGAUCAUUAUUUAAAAAUCUAUUGUAUUGGUCUUGUUAUUAAAAAAGAGAAGAUUGUCAAGCCAUUUUAAUGAGGUUCUGCUUGGACAAAAGGAAUAGUUAAGAUGAUGUGGCAAGGGUAAAUGGUAUAAAGGUGAUUGAAAAUGUGUUAUAUCUCGGUAUUUUACUACAGCAUUGCAAAAAUACAAAUUAGAAAAUACAAGAAAACCUACAGUUGGUCUGGUCUUUUCAGUCAUAGCUAGAGAAUGGCAAGCAAAUUUAGGGGGAAGAAACGAUACAGAGGAAAAAACUAAUUUCUUAUUAAAGAUGCAAUAAAAACAAAUUUCAAACAUCUACAGUUCCUUGGAAUGGAGAAAAAGAGUAAGUAAUGAACCAGAAAAUUGCUAGUGAGUAACUGGAAGUUUUUUUUAUCAUGUUAGGAAGGAAGUGAGAAAUGGGAAAAAUCAGUGCUACAUAUAGAAAAUAUACAAACAAAAUAAACUCUAUCCACAUGGCUCCAGUAAUAAAAACUUAGAGGCACUUUCUAAGUGGUGGUAACAAGGGAUAUUAAAUAUGCUGUAGGGUAUACUUAGCAAAGCAAACAACAAAAAUUGGGCUACUAGUGAACAAGGUGUCAAAUGAUGGUGAUGAAUAAAGCCAAGUAGUAAACAAGAAAAAUUUGAUACUGAUAUUUGAUAUUUCCAGAGUUGAAAAUAAAAUGAUCUAUAUUUUAAGUCUUUUAUAUUUUCAGUUAAAGAACAUAAGGUUAAUUAAUAGAAAUUAAAUGAAAGAUCAUGCAAAGUGUUCUUUACCUAUAUUCAUUGAAGAAACAUUUAUUAAGUAUCUACUGUGUGCUUGGGUACAAGGUACAUCAUACUACUGUUUAAAAGAUGUAUAGGGAUAACAGCUGACAUUAUAUUCCAUCAAGGGAAAUGACAAAAAUGUACAAAUAACUAUAAUAUUUAAUAUACAUGAUAUUUGAUAAUACAUGGUAGAGUGUAUAGAAUGUGAUAAAUGCUAUAAUUCAGAUUUAAAGAGUUGGAAGAGUUCAAGUGAGAACUUCCUACAAGGUAAGAUUUCAAGGGGCAAGAUGGGAUUUUGGUGGCUCUUGAAGGAAGAGUAGAAUUUUAACGACGAUGAUGAUGAUGCAGGAGGAAGGGUAUUCCAGAAACAGAGGAUUAUGGACAAUUAAAAAUAAUUAUUUUUAUUAUGGAAUGUAAGAUCCACAUGGCAAAGAUUUGUUUAUUUUGUUCAUUGAUAUUACCCCCAGGUCCUUUGAAGAGUUCCUGAUAGAUAUACAUAUGUAUAGGCAUCAGUAAAUAUUUGUUCAGUGAAACAGAUAGUAUAGAGCUUAUUAUAUGCCAGGUGCUUUUUUUUUUUUUUUCAUGAGAGAGAGAAUCCCAAGUAGACUCCACUCUCAGCACGGAGCCCAAUGCAGUGCUUAAUCUCAUGACCCCAAGAUCAUGACCUGAGUGGAUAUCAAGAGUCAGACACUUAACCAACUGAGCCACCCAGGCACCUCUAUGCCAGGCACUUUCUAAGCACUUUUCAUAUGUUUAAUUUUCACAACAACAAUAAUAGGGUUGUUAUUUUUAUAUUACAGAUGAGGAAACUGAGGCACAGAGAAAUUAAGAAAAUUGUCCAUGGUCACACAGCUAGUUAGAGAAGGAACCAGGAUUCACACUUAACAAUCUGGCUUUAGAGUCCAUACUCUUAAACAUCAAACUACAGAAACAGAAAACUGAUAUAUUUGUAAGACCAAAAAAUACAUUACAUGUUUGAGGCCCAAAGUAAGAAGUUCUUAAACGCCAGGUUGAGAAGUCUAGAUUUAUUCUAGAGAUAUAAAACUGUUUAGAGACUCCUGAUCAGGGAAGUGUUAGUAUCAGAACUGUCUUUUUAGGAAAAGGUCUGGCAGCACCAAGGAGGAUGGAUUGGCCUAGAGGGAACUGGAGUGAGACACCAGGUAGGAAGUGAUCCGGUGCUGCCUCUGGGGGGGUGAUGACAGCCUUCACAUUAGUGGUGCAAGUGAUAGUGGCGGAAAGAUCAUGAUAGAUGAAUGUGCCUCUGGACAUAAAGAAUGGAAAGAGUUUUAUGACUGAUUUCAAAUUCUGAAAAGGAAGGUAUUGGAGUAAGAGAUGAAUCAAACUCUUUGGCCUUAGCUGACAGAGAAAAUGUUAAACCAUUAGCAAGAAAUGAAUUUUGUGGAGGAGAUGAUGGGUUUGGAUAGGUGUUUGAGAUGCCAGAAGAAUACUAAGGUAGAUAUGUCCUGUUGGCAUUUAAAAGUGUAGGUUAGGAUUUCACAAAAGAGAUACUGGCUGGAUAUAACCUUGGGGAUCAUUCACAUGGUAGUGAUAUUUAAAAUAUAAGGGUGGAUGGGAAAGAUUAAUAGGAGAAGAGGACAGGGCCUUGGGGAGCACCUUAUUUUGAAGUGUUGGAGAAAAAAGAUCAUGAAUAGAAUGAAAGAAAAAGACGUUUGUGGAAAAGAAACCAAGUAAUUAAAUGUCCCCAAACCAAGGAGAGUUUCCAGAAGGAAGGGUAAUCAACCACAAAAAAAAAAAAAAAAAAAAGUCAAGCAUGAAGGCUCAAAAUGAUUUGCUGACUAGGCAAUCAUUUGUGAGCUGCAAGAGUGCAAUUUCAAUAGUGGGUUGAGGGCAAAAGCCAGGUUGCAAAAUAGAGUUGAAUAUAGAUUAUUUGGAACUUGUACAUGAGAAAAGAUAGAUACAGGAUGGUAGCUUAAACUGAUAACAAGGUGGAAGAAAGAUUUUUAUCUGUGAGUUUUGAGAAAGAAGGAAAACAGUAGUGGGCAUAUUAAAAAUGCAAGAGUAAGGUGCCAGAUGGAAAAAGAAGAUAAAGGAAGGGCUGGAUUUAAGGAUAUGCUGGGGGCCUAAUUAACCUAGAGAAGAAAUGGAACAUUUUUUCCUUCUGAGUUAGAAAAGAGAUAAAAAAAUAUGAAUACAUCUGAAGUAGAUACAAGGGGAAUUUAAGAUUCAAUGAAAUGGUUCUACUUGGCACAAUGGAAGUUGAUGCCAUUUAAUCUAUUUGCAUUUAUUUGACCUAGUUAUUUUAGAAUUACACAUAUAUGAUAUAUUACAAUUUUUUGUCUUAGUUGAUACUUAAGUAAAAGACUAUAGAUGAAACCUUCAGAUUCUUGCUUCUAACUAUGUGAAAGUCAAGCAGUUCCUUUUUAACCUACUUUUUUGGUUCUGUGUUUUAGUUGUUUCAAACCAUAUCACACAAUGAGAAAAAGAACAUAAGCAGAGUAAGUGUGCCAAGUAAAUGCUAUUAAAUGAUGUUGUAUGUUACAAGUGGAUUCUUUGGAUGGCUUUCAUUUUUAAAAUUAUUUGCUAAUUAACAAAACUUUGUGGAUCUAACCCACAACCAACUCUUGAUCUUCAUGAAACUCUACAUAACAAGGUAAGUCUUUAUUAUUCCCAAAUAUAGAAAGUGGACAUUUGUGUAAAUACAGGAUUCAAAGCAAAUAAACUAUGUGUCUUGUUAUUCCAAUGAUGAUGGAUCUAAGUUAAAUAAUGCAUUGCAUUCUAACAUGCUUAUAAGAAGUAUUAAGCUGCACUCUAUAACAGAGAAUUACAUUUUUACAAUGUUCAUCAAUAACUUGGCCUAGAGCCAAAAGGUUAAAGAAUUGUUCAACUUGGGCCAUUUUCUAUGGUCAGCUACCAAUAUGUCUCAUGAAGUAUUUUUGCAAUAACUCAAUAAUUUAUUUAACAAGCAUUUAUUAAGUCCCUACAGUAUGCAGGCUCCAUGCUGGGCACUGAGGUUACAGUGAUGAAUGAGACAAAGACUCUGAUAUCCAAGUGGAGGACAUAGAUUUUGAGAAAAAAAAUUAUUUGAAAUAUAGAUUAUGAAAAGUCUAUGAAGAAAAUCCAGUGAUAUAUUAGAGAGUAACUGAGUGGAGGCCUAGAUCAUAUUAAGUUGUUGUGUCAGGGUGCAGCCAUUAAUAAAAAAGACUUGAGUCAGGGUGCAUCCAUUAAUAAAAAAGACUAUUGAGACUUCACUGUACGAAUAAGUUAAAUAAGUGUUAGAGACCUGGAAAAGCACGAAGGAAACAUUAAGAUGUCAGAGGAAUAACUACAGGAAGCAACUAUCACAGCUGGGUCUGGGAGGCAGGAGGAAGAGUAAUCAGAAUCUAGACGUUCAGAGGUCAGACCCUUUGGAGCUAGGACUCAACCCUUUAAGGAGAAGGCACUGCCCAGCUGCUAAUUCUGAGUGGGGAAAAAAAAAAAAAAUGGAGGCUAGAACCAGUUGCUGUUUCCAGGGCAACACUGACAGAAACACAAAGGGAACAGGAAGAAGCACAAGUUCCUUCUUCCCUCCCUAUGCUUUCCAAGCUCCCUGUAGUCUAAUGCAACUUAUCGUUGAACGUAACAGGAAGCCAGCUGGUGAAAGACACCGUUUGCAGAGUUCCAGCCCCAGCACCACCAUGCAGAACACAAUGGUGGAUUUAGAGCUGAGAGACAAUCACUAGUAAAGUGAUGGAGAAGGGGUCUCUAAGCAGGUGACCUCUGAGCUCAGAUCUAAAGAAUGAAAAUAAGCCCCACAUGUUAAGAACUGAGAAAAGAGCAUUUCAGACAGAGGAAAGGGCUUAAAGAAUACAACGUCAGAAAGGACACAGAGUAUGAUGAGCAAUAGGGGUACAGUCUGAGAUAGUUAGAACUGAAGCCAAGAUGGAGCCAGAUCAUGCUCACAAAUGUGCAGGCUCUUGGGUGUAAUACUAAAUACAUACACACCUUAUGAUAUAUGCCAAAUCUGCUAAGAACAUUGGGAAGGCACUAAA